AUGGCAAGUCAAACAAUCUCUAAAUUUGAGAAAUAUUGGUCAGAAUUCAGUUUAGUGUUGGCCAUUGCAGUUGUCUUAGAUCCUCGUUACAAGCUGCACCUUGUAAAAUACUACUAUACAAAGAUUUAUGGAGCUGAAUCUCAAGAGUAUGAGAAUGUGACGAAAACGUUAACCAAACCUUUUUAUGGAGUACAGUGCUCCUACGACUUCAAGCUCCAUAGUUGUUCAACCCCAAGAAGACUAAGAUUGGGACCAGCAUUUGAUAGAGUCGAUGCUGAUGCACAAAAGACUCAAUUAGAACUUUAUUUGGAUGAACCCAAAUAUUUGGAUAAGAGUACAACAUUUGACAUCCUUUCAUUUUGGAAAGGAAAUGAAUUUCGCUAUCCUGAAGUAGCUGUCAUGGCUCGUGAUAUUUUGAGUAUUCCUAUUUCUACUGUUGCUUCAGAAUCUACUAAUUACAAGCAUGAUAAUUCACAGAGGUCAUACUGCUAA
This is a messenger RNA of Alnus glutinosa, 492 nucleotides long. Its product is annotated as zinc finger BED domain-containing protein RICESLEEPER 1-like. The transcript is spliced from 2 exons. Lineage: Eukaryota; Viridiplantae; Streptophyta; Magnoliopsida; Fagales; Betulaceae. The record is from RefSeq and is a predicted model, not a curated record. The coding region runs from base 1 to 492 and encodes 163 amino acids. Gene Ontology annotation, molecular function: DNA binding; protein dimerization activity.